Molecule: messenger RNA, 6850 nt
Organism: Ylistrum balloti
Lineage: Eukaryota; Metazoa; Mollusca; Bivalvia; Pectinida; Pectinidae
Exons: 6
Coding region: 155-2683 (842 amino acids)
Biological process (GO): regulation of transcription by RNA polymerase II
Cellular component (GO): nucleus
Molecular function (GO): RNA polymerase II cis-regulatory region sequence-specific DNA binding; DNA-binding transcription factor activity, RNA polymerase II-specific
Source: RefSeq, a predicted model, not a curated record
CUUGUCAAAUAAACACUGUUUUCGUCAAGAUUAGACUCAAUUUAAAGCCAUGGUGUUGCAUUCGUGAUGGAUAUUUAUUAAGGAUCAUUAUGAGGGAAACUAUACUGGUUAGAUAAUGGGGAUCAAAUGAUGUACAGAACUUCAUACCACAGGGAUGAUAGUGGACAACAGGGCUCUGCCUACAGAUCCUGUCAUGUUGUCACAAUUACCUCCCCUGGCUGUGGAUUCCAUGACACAGAUACAAUUAACAGAAUUUAUCCCACAGCUGGUCACUUUAGUGACAGGUAGACAGCACCCUUUAUUUGGCAAGAGUCAGUAUCGACCAGACUGGUGGCCUCAGGAUGUUUCUUGGUCCUGGCCAGAAUCUGAAGACAUCAAGGAAAGUGAUGAUCUCAAACACAGCAACGACCUCAAAAAGGAUGAGUUAAGAAUAGAAAUGCUACGGAAAAUAGUAACAAGUUGUUACAAGCAUCUGGACCAGGAAAAUUUACUCAGAGCUGCAAGUCUUCCGCAGGAAAACAAGGGCCAGAAACCUCCUGUUACCCGAGUGCUGUUUGAGCAUGAUGGAAACCAGAAUGCUGUUUGUUCUCAGGAAAAUUCUAAAAGCACGGUCUCACAAGUUCCGGCACAAGAGGAAAAUUCCACACAGACUAACAACCCGAUCUGGGUGUGUUUCCUUUGUGCCAAGCAAUUCAGCAAUCAGGAAGACCUAAUGGUCCACCAAGACAAAUGUGAGAAUGAGGAGGAAGAGGAGACAGAGAGGGCAAGACUGUCGAAUGUGUUACCGGUGCAAGGUGUCCAAAGAACUCCGCCCUCUCAGACACCUCCCUCUAAUUUGCCUCCGCAGAUCUUUCCAAUAUCCCAGCCUACCCAUAAGGUCUCCACACAUGUGAACCAAUCCCGUGUGAUUCCCACUCAUUUGGUCCGGAGGCGAAGGAGACGUUUUAAGCCUGAGAUAUAUAUUCCUCCUCCCAAGGAUGUUUUUAUUAAACAAUUGUACUUAAGGGAGAAACCACGAGAUGAUAGUUCACCAGUUGUCAAGCAGGAACAUGUGGACAGUGACUGUGAAAUCAUUGAUGUAGAGAUGGUCACUACACCGGUAACACCUCGUACCCCAAAAUCUCUAAUGUCACAGCUGAGCCGUGACACAGAGGGUAGUCACAGAAAACGCCAGCUCAGCUUCUCUGCUCAGCUGGAUCAGAGUGAUUCUGACAGUGGUGGAGAGUCAACAACGAAGGAAACUAAACCUGCUCCCGCCAUCUGCUCUCUACUUCUAAAUAUUGAUCUCUCAUCUCCUCUUGGACACAGAGUGAAAAAACAACUCAAAAUUGAUAACACUAUUCCCAUCAUCACUAAAGCUGACAUUUACUGUAGGGGAUAUGAGAAAAAUAACUUUUUUGAAAAAUUAAGACAGAGGGAAGUUGCAUAUCCAUGUACAUUUAAAAAGAAAAGGAAACAUGCAGAGUUUUAUCAUAAAAUGAAUUUCUCAAAAGCACAAAGACGUGAGUUUAUGAUUACACAAAUGACUGGUCUAAGUAGAAGGAGUCGUAAACUCCUCAGUCAAAUGGAUCCUUGUAAGGUGGAGUUGGAACACAUGGAUCCAGCUGAAGUUAAGGAGUGGCUGAGGCGUAAACCUAAGCCACUCAUGCCUAAUCAUUACCAGCAGGCGCGGUAUGCUCAGGCCAUGUUUUCAAGGAAUUCUGCCAAUGCCAGACACUUCAGCAAUGAGGUUAUACAAAGGGCCAUUUCAAAGCCUCUGUGUGGACCCCUUUCAGCCAAGAUCCGUCAUAUGAACCAAAGUUUAGCCUCACUUUCAAAGAUGGGCCCUAUUCCAAGGUCAUAUAUGAUCACCCAGGUUGUGAAGAAUCCUGACGGUUCAGAGACCAUGAGGAUGGUACAUGACCAGAACUCAGUUUAUCGCCCAGUCUAUAGGUCCCAAGCUGCUGCUGCUAGUCGCAGAAAGCAGAAUUUUGUGAGUGAGAGACUUGAGCGAUCAAAUAAUGAAAUAGAGAUCAUAGACUUGUCUUCAUCAGACGAGGAAAAAGAACCUGUGAAACAAGAUGUCCGAAAACCUGUCAAAGCAAUCCAUAGAACCAAUAUACUAUCUAAAGUAUUCAAACCGUCUGGGUCAUUCCAGCCUCGUCCCUCUAGUAGUGGAUUACAGAAUAACCUGGCACUAAACAGACCACAUCCAUAUGUUCAUAUCCCAGUAUCUAAUCCAAAGGGAUUUAGUAUUCAUUCCUCACCUCCAGGAGGUCGCACAUGUAAAGAGCUUCAGCAAAGACCUAUGGCAGUUGGGGGGACUCAUGUAGCAGAGUUUGGUGAGGCGGGACAGGGAUUAGUGAUGAAGUCACCCAGUCCUGGUCUAAAAAUAAGCUCUGUAUACAGCCUUCAGGACCCCCAGUCAGAACAAGUCAUGGACAAUGCAAACUUUACUACCAUCAGAUACCAGGCUGGCCUACUGGCUCCUGCUGGGCCUAGACCACCUCUCUCUAGGCCUCAGGGGAUCAGACCACAGAUAAAUAACCCAAAUGUGAGACAAGGACUCCAGGGACCUCCCAGGAUGGUGAGGGGACCCAGGCCAGAGCCUGUUAAAACCUCCGUCCAAAAAAUGGAGGUGACCGGUAAAAACAAUGAUACAGAGAUGGUGGAUGUCAUCUGUAUUGAUGACGAUGAUGAUUAGAUGGCAAGAAAUGGUCAGUGACCAGUUAAGUGUGCAUGAUUGUAUAGCAGAAUUGUGUACAUGUGGUUUCAACUAGAUUUCAUGUCCAUGUGUGGAGAAUAAUGCUGUGUAAUUAAUAUAUCUUGUGUGGUAAAUUGCCCUACAUGAGAAGUUAGAUUUUUGUCAUUCAUGAAAGUUUUGUUUCAGAAUUCCUAUUCCAGAUGUACUAGUCACUAUAAAAACUAUUUUAACUGGUAUUUCUUCUAAGAUUUCUGUAUCAGGCAAUUGGUAAAGCAUAUUGAUAGGACAUUUUUCUUGAGUUAUGUUUAAAAAAUUACAAUCCAUUAUGUAUUUCCCUAUUCAGUUUUUAGCUGGUAAUAUGUAUCAGUAUUACAUUACUGUAUAGUGGGAAAUGUUGGCCUCUACAUUAACUUUUCAAUUUGCCUAGUGUUGAAUUUGCACUAGAAAAAUAUUUUUCAAUAACUUCAUAUUUUGGCUAAUCUUUAUAUUCACUGUUAGAAGGGUAAAAACGACACCAGUGAAAGUUUCUCUGUAAACAGUGACAAAUUGAUCAAGCACUAAGCUCAAUCAUAUGACAUUGCAAUUUAUACCAAAAUCGCACAAUGUAUAAUUACAAGGCAUAAUGUCAUAAAAAUAAAGGGUAUGCAGAUUAAAACUACAUCAACAUCAGUCCUAUUACAUAUGUAACAUUUCACUAGAUUUCAGAUUCAACAGUCCAGGUUUAUGAAGCUCAGCAUACUUCUCCUUCACUACCAAAGGCUCCGUGCACUGAUAUAUUUAUUUUUUAACCUUGCAAUAAUCUUAAGAUUGGGAUUAAUUUUUUCAAGUAAAUUGUACAAAGAUCAAUACCAAUCAAUUCAAUGCAAGUUCUUUCACAAAGAAAAGAAUCUAGUGUUUGAUCAUGAUCCAUUAAUUGUUUAUAAGACAAUAAUUAAUAUGCAAAUAAUGCAAAAGUCGAUAUGAUACAUGAAUUUAAUCAUUUUAAAACUAUGUUUAUCACAAAUUAUUUUGAUUUAUACCUCAUCUUACAACUGUAUUCCUACAUGUACCUAUUCUAGUUGGGAGAUUUACGUACCUCCAUAACAUCUUUUUAGAAGGGACAUAUUUUGUGUACUUUUUGUUAUGAUCAGUAUAAUUAUGUAAUUUUCAUUAUUAUGUGCCAAUUUGGAGUGUAAGUGUGUAUGUCUUUAAAUAAGUCACAGCACAAUAAUGCUAAAAUUGGCUUUAGAUGAAAAUGAAAUAGAAAUGUCAAAUUUAAUCUUUCUGUUUUUUAUACAAAUAUAGAAUGCUUUGAAUAUGUUAAAUGUACAGUAAUUGUUUUGAUGGAGGCAACUUGUUCCCUGAUCACAAUAUUACCUAGAUGUAGUAGAACGUGCUAAAAGUAAAGAAUAUGAAGUGUUCUCUGAUCAUAAAAUCUCCUGCCCUGUUGAUUAACAUUUAAUUACUCCACUUAUCAUGUUGAUAACAAGUUGUUUUCCUUCUUUUAUUGUAUUUCCUUUACAAGAUAUGUUUUAAGUCAGUCCUUUGACCCUAGCUAGUAGGACCUGUUGCUCCUGUCACAUUAAAGGAUGUGUCACCUGUCAUUAUAAUGGGAUGUGUCACUUAUGUCAUAGUAACAGGAUGUAUCACUACUGUCAUCAUAAGAGGAUGUGUCUCCUGUCGUUCUAACAGGCUGUGUCACUACUGUCAUCCAAACAGGAUGUGUCAACUGUCAUAGUAUCAGGAUGUGUCACUCCUGUCAUCAUAAGAGGAUUUGACACCUGUCGUUCUAACAGGCCGUGUCACUACUGUCAUCCUAUCAGGAUGUGUCACUCCUGUCAUCAUAAGAGGAUGUGUCACCUGUCGUUCUAACAGGCCGUGUCACUACUGUAAUCCUAUCAGGAUGUGUCACUCCUGUCAUCCAAACAGGUUGUGUCAUCUGUCAUUAUAAUGGGAUGCGUCACUUCUGUCAUAGUAACAGGAUGUGUCACUCCUGUCAUCAUAAGAGGAUGUGUCACGUAUUGUUCUAACAGGCUGUGUCACUACCGUCAUCCUAGCAGGAUGUGUAACUCCUGUAAACCUAGCACGAUGUGUAACUCCUGUCAUCCUAGCAGGAUGUGUCACUCCUGUCAUCCUCUCAGGAUGUGUAACUCCUGUCAUCCUAGCAGGAUGUGUCACUACUGUCAUCCUAGCAGAUGUCACUAUUGUCAUCCUAACAGGAUGUGUCACUCCUGUCAUCCAAACAGGAUGUGCCAUCUGUCAUUGUAACAGGGUGUGUCACUCCUUAUAUCAUAAGAGGAGGUUCCAUUUGUCAUUCUAACAGGAUGUGUCACUACUGUCUUUCUGUGGGGAUGUGUCACUACUGUCAUCAUAACAGUAUGUCACUCCCGUCAUAGUAAGAGGGUGCGUUACACAAGUCAUCAAAACAGUAGGUGUUAAUUCUGUCAAAGUAACAGGUAGCAUUUUCCUUAAAUGUUUUAAUAUCUGCAGAUCUGCCUAGAUUAAUCCCAUGAAUUUUACCUUUAAGUGCAGAUGCUUGCUAGCUUAAACAAAAAGACUCCUGCUUGUUUUAACUUACUUUAUCAUUGAUUUCCUCCUCAUCAAUGUUUAUAAGUUGUAUUUGAAAUAUUUUGCCAAAUCUAUGUACUAAGCAACCAAAUUUAGUGUUUAAGUUAAUUGUAGUGUGUUCAAAUUGAAUCCUGACAAAAUUAGAUAUUUGCAAAGACGAAUUUAGAAACUGAGCAAUAAUUAAUGGUUUGACUAUAAAUUUUGUAUAUAUCUAUAACUUGUCCAGUAUAUGUUAAAGUUGAUGUGAAGAUUUCUUGAGGCCAUCCUAAUGUUUUUGUAAAAGAUUUUGUUAUUGUAUUUGAGCGGGUUUCCACAUAAUGAAAAUAGCUAAAAAUAAUGGAUGAUCUGACAACAUCACAAUCACAGUCUUUGGAAAUGUCAUUAGUAUCAGUAGCGCAGCAUUCCAAUAUCAACAGCAUCUGACUAAGGAAAUACCUAGAUGUUGUAUGGCAGAAGAAUUUAUCUGUUUACCGGUAUUUAUCCUCUGUAUAUAUGUAGCUAGAUAGUGGUAUAUCUUGUGCAAGUAGAAUUAUGUUUGUCAAAUGAAGUGUACUGUACAUUAAUAGUAAUUACAUUUAAAUCAUCUUUACCUAAAUGGUAAUGAAUUGUCGUGCCAGACUAGUAUACUGAUAAUGGUAUAAUAAAAUCACCCUGUACCUAAAUGGUGAUAUAUGGUCGUACAUGACCAGUAUACUGAUCGUGGUAUAAUAUAAUCACCCUGUACCUAAAUGGUGAUAUAUGGUCGUACAUGACCAGUAUACUGAUCGUGGUAUAAUAAAAUCACCCUGUACCUAAAUGGUGAUAUAUGGUCAUACAUGACUUGUAUACUGAUCGUGGUAUAAUAAAAUCACCCUGUACCUAAAUGGUGAUAUAUGGUCGUACAUGACUUGUAUACCGAUAAUGGUGUAAUAAAAUCACCCUGUAUCUAAAUGGUGAUAUAUGGUCGUACAUGACUAGUAUACUGAUCGUGGUAAAAUAAAAUCACCCUGUACCUAAAUGGUGAUAUAUGGUCGUACAUGACUAGUAUACUGAUCGUGGUAUAAUAUAAUCACCCUGUACCUAAAUGGUUAUAUAUGGUCGUACAUGACUAGUAUACUGAUCGUGGUAUAAUAUAAUCACCCUGUACCUAAAUGGUGAUAUAUGGUCGUACAUGACUAGUAUACUGAUCGUGGUAUAAUAAAAUCACCCUGUACCUAAAUGGUUAUAUAUGGUCGUACAUGACUAGUAUACUGAUCGUGGUAUAAUAAAAUCACCCUGUACCUAAAUGGUGAUAUAUGGUCGUACAUGACUAGUAUACUGAUCGUGGUAUAAUAAAAUCACCCUGUACCUAAAUGGUUAUAUAUGGUCGUACAUGACUAGUAUACUGAUCGUGGUAUAAUAAAAUCACCCUGUACCUAAAUGGUGAUAUAUGGUCGUACAUGACUAGUAUACUGAUCGUGGUAUAAUAAAAUCACCCUGUACCUAAAUGGUGAUAUAUGGUCGUACAUGACUAGUAUACUGAUCGUGGUAUAAUAAAAUCACCCUGUACCUAAAUGGUGAUAUAUGGUCGUACAUGACUAGUAUACUGAUCGUGGUAUAAUAAAAUCACCCGGUACCUAAAUGGUGAUAUAUGGUCGUAUA